Aspergillus nomiae NRRL 13137 is the source of this 3164-nucleotide messenger RNA. Its product is annotated as putative importin beta-4 subunit. Gene Ontology annotation, cellular component: cytoplasm; nucleus. Gene Ontology annotation, molecular function: small GTPase binding; nuclear import signal receptor activity. The record is from RefSeq and is a predicted model, not a curated record. Bases 1 to 3132 code for a protein of 1043 amino acids. NCBI's taxonomy places the organism in Eukaryota, Fungi, Ascomycota, Eurotiomycetes, Eurotiales, Aspergillaceae. Gene Ontology annotation, biological process: protein import into nucleus. The transcript has 7 exons.
AUGGAUCAGCAGAAAUUCCUGCAGCAACUGCAGAUCGUCCUGAACCCCGCCCAGGGAAAUGUGAAGGAAGCGACGGGUAUCCUGCAGCGCGAAUUCUAUAACAAGCCGGAGUCCCUGGUUUUCCUCAUCCAGAUCGCUACUGGACAUGAGGACGCCAACUUGAAGCAGCUCGCCGCUGUCGAGGCUCGCUCCCUGGUGAACAAGCACUGGGUUUCUGUGCAGGCCGGCCAGAAGCCUCAAAUCCGCGAGCAACUGCUCCGUUCCACCCUUGGCGAGGGCUCUUCCCUCGUCCGUCACUCAAUCGCUCGUGUCAUCUCGGCUGCCGGCAGCACCGGCAACAAGGACGAGCGUGCCGUGGCCAUCUACAUCCUGUUUACCAUUCUGGAGACUCUGGGUGAGGGAUUCGAGGAGAAGUUCCAGGAUCUCUUCAACCUGUUCGGCAAGACCAUUGCGACCCAGAGAGUGAGGAAACUUGCCAUGCACCUUGAUUCGGAAGAGGAUGUGGGUCCCGUUAAGGCUUUCCAGCAGCUCAUCCCCUCCAUGGUCGCUGUUCUCAAGGAGUCGAUUGAUCAGACCCAGGAGGACCGUGUGAUGCAGGCUUUCGAAGUCUUCCAGACUAUUCUUGGCUGUGAUCCGGCCCUCUUGACGGUGCACCUCAAGGACCUCGUUGUCUUCAUGAACGAAAUCUCUGCCAACACUGAGGUUGAGGAGGAUACCCGUACCCAGGCUAUCAGCUUCCUGAUGCAGUGUGUCCAGUACCGCAAGCUCAAGGUGCAGGCUAUGCGUGUCGGUGAGCAGCUCACUCGCACUGCUCUCCACAUCGUCACUGAACUGGGCGAUACCUCCGUCCUUGAUGAUGACAUUACCCCGGCGCGCUCCGCUCUGGGUCUGCUUGAUAUGCUGGCCCAGAGCCUGCCUCCAAGCCAGGUCGUCGUGCCCCUCCUGCACUCUUUGGGCCAGUACUUCAACAACACCAACCCCGACUACCGUCGUGCCGGUAUCAUGGCUCUGGGUAUGUGUGUCGAGGGUGCCCCCGACUUCAUCAGCACUCAGAUGAAGGAGAUCUUCCCCAUGGUCCUCCAGCUCUUGGGUGACCCCGAGCCCAAGGUUCGUCAGGCCUCGUUGCACGCUGUGGCCCGUCUUGCCGAUGACCUGGCUGAGGACUUGAGCCAGGAGCACGAGAGGCUCAUGCCCUUGCUCUUCCAGAACCUCGCCAGUGCUAUGCAAGAGUACAAGGGCGAGGAAGAUGGCCCAACUAUUGAUAUCAUGAGGCCGGCAUCAGGUGAAUUAGUUCCUAUCUUGCACAAGCUGUUCAAGCACCCCGACUUCAGAAUCAAGGGCCUCGCUGCUGGCGCACUUGGCUCUCUGGCCUCCUCUGCCGGCGACUCCUUCCUGCCAUUCUUUGAUGAGUCCAUGCACUUGCUGCAGGAGUUUGCCACUGUCAAGGACAGCGAGGAAGAGCUCGACCUGCGCGCUAGCGUGACCGAUGCCAUGGGCGAGAUGGCCGCUGCCGCCGGUGCUGAGCGUUACCAGCCAUACGUCGAGCCGCUCAUGCGCGCAACCGAAGAGGCUCUGCACCUUGGUCACUCACGUCUGAAGGAGAGCACCUACAUCUUCUGGGGCGCUAUGUCCAAGGUUUACGCUGAGCAUUUCUCUGCCUUCCUCGAUGGUGUCGUGAAGGGUCUCUUUGCUUGUAUCGAGCAGGAUGAGACUGAUCUUGAAGUCUCUUUCGGCGAGGCUGCCAAGGACUUGGUCGGCCAGGAGGUGACGGUUGGUGGCCGCAAGGUCAAGGUUGCCAGCGCUGACGAUGACGAGCCUGUCGGCGAGGAUGGCGAGAUUGAAGACGUCGACCUCGAAGACGAAGAUGGCUGGGAUGACAUCACUGCCACCACUCCUUUGUCUCUCGAGAAGGAAAUUGCUGUUGAGGUCAUCGGUGACCUUGUUACUCACACCAAGUCCGCCUACCUGCCUUACUUCGAGAAGACCAUCGAGAUGGUGCUGCCCCUUGCUGAGCACCCGUACGAAGGUGUUCGUAAGAGCACUAUCAGCACCCUCCACCGCUCCUACGCCAUGCUCUUCGCCAUUGCCGAGGAGAACGGCCAGAUGGCUAAGUGGAAGCCUGGCCUGCCUCUCCAGGUCGAGCCUGCCAAGGAGGUCAAGAAGUUCGGUGAAAUCCUCAUGACUUGCACUAUCCGCAUGUGGACUGAGGAAGAUGAUCGGGCUACCGUCGCCGAUAUCAACCGCAACAUGGCUGAGAACCUGCGCUACUGUGGUCCUUCUCUGAUUGCCAACGAGACUACUCUCCACAACGUCAUCACGAUGGUCACCGAUAUCAUCACGAAGAAGCACCCUUGCCAGCUGGAGUUCAGCCCCGACGACGAUUCUAUCGACGCCGGUGAGGAGUCUUCUGAGUUUGACUGGGUCGUUGUCGACACUGGUCUUGACGUCGUUUCUGGUAUGGCUGCUGCCCUCGGUGAGAGCUUCGCCGAGCUCUGGAAGGUCUUCGAGAAGACUAUCAUCCGUUACGCCGGCAGCACUGAGUCUCUUGAGCGUGCCACCGCUGUCGGUGUUCUCGCCGAGUGCAUCAAUGGCAUGGGCGCUGCUGUGACCCCUUACACUUCUGCGUUCAUGAAGCUGCUUGUGCACCGCCUUGGUGAUGAGGAUCCUCAGACCCGCUCCAACGCUGCUUAUGCCGUUGGCCGUCUCGUUGAGCACUCCACCGCUCCCGAGAUCGUCAAGGAGUUCCCCACCAUCCUGAGCCGUCUCGAGGCCUGCCUGCACAUGGAUGUCUCUCGUCUUCAGGACAAUGCCACUGGCUGUCUCAGCCGCAUGAUCCUCAAGCACCGUGACAGCGUUCCCCUCAAGGACGUCCUCCCUGCUCUGGUCAAGCUUCUGCCCUUGAAGAACGACUACGAGGAGAACGACCCCUUGUACCGCAUGAUCUGUCAGCUGUACAAGUGGGAAGACCCUACCACCCGCGAGCUUACCCCUCAAUUCCUGCCCAUCUUCCAGUCUGUCCUCUGCGGUGACGAGGAUCAGCUCGAGGACGAGCGCCGCGCCGAGCUCGUUGAGCUUGUCAAGUGGCUGAACCAGAUGCAGCCCGGUGCUGCUCCUUGGGCUGAGCAGCUGUAAAGCUCACCCGACAUGAUGGCUUGACGAUUCAA